Messenger RNA from Penicillium coprophilum, 2634 nucleotides. Its product is annotated as MutS family protein MSH4. Gene Ontology annotation, molecular function: mismatched DNA binding; ATP-dependent DNA damage sensor activity; ATP binding. The transcript is spliced from 6 exons. Gene Ontology annotation, biological process: reciprocal meiotic recombination; mismatch repair. The record is from RefSeq and is a predicted model, not a curated record. Bases 1 to 2634 code for a protein of 877 amino acids. Gene Ontology annotation, cellular component: nucleus. Lineage: Eukaryota; Fungi; Ascomycota; Eurotiomycetes; Eurotiales; Aspergillaceae.
AUGUCGGUUUAUUCAUUGUAUUCAUUGGAUUCACUGGAUUCUUUUUCGCCAUCAGCUUCCAGAGGCACAAGUAAGCACCCAACAGCGAGGCCGACCACAACUGCCACCAGUGUCGCAGCACAAGACAUUAUCUGCGCUGUCAGUGAAUCGCGGGGCGUCUCAUCCACCGUUGGCCUCGCAUUUGUCAAUCUUGCGACCGCUGAAGCAGUGCUUUGUCAGAUAUGUGACAGCCAGACUUACGUCAAGACAAUCAUCAAGAUUGGUGUUUUUGAACCUAGCGAGAUUUUGUUCAUGAACACUGCCAAAGAGUCGAAGCUCCGCUACAUCAUCCAAGAGAAUUUGCCAGAUCCUAUCUUCACUUUUCUGGAUCGCAGAUGGUGGUCUGAAAAGACAGGUCAUGACUAUGUAGACCGGCUGGCUUUCCCGGAGGAAGUUGACUCGCUCAAGGUGACUCUAGGCGGGAACUAUUUCGCAGCAUGUUGCUUUGCCGCAGUCCUCAAAUAUGUUGAGGUAGAACUCCAGCGAUCUUUUACCACCCAUUCUCUUCGGAUACGCUUCGAACCGUCCCAAGGGUCCAUGACAAUUGACUUGUCAACUAUUGUUUCCCUUGAACUCAUCCAAAACCUGCAAAAUGCGAAAUCUAAAGAAAGUCUGUUUGGGCUACUGAAUGAGACUUUGACGCCUAUGGGAGCCAGACUCCUCCGCGCUAGCAUCUUACAGCCUUCAACAGAACGAGUCAAGUUGACAGCCAGGUUCAAUGCUGUGGAAGAUCUGACCACCAAAGAAGAUAUGUUUGUGUCUGUGAGGCAAGCACUCAAGGGCUUUAUUGAUGCAGACAAAGUAUUGACCGCGAUCAUCUUGGUUCCCACCAAGCGAACAAUCCAAUACGUCGAACAGUCUGUCAACAACGUCAUCAUGCUCAAGACCUAUGUUUCUGCGAUCAAGAAAAUCUUCCAAGCGCUUGGAGCAGCACAAAGCGAUUUGCUGCUUACCAUACGCGAAUUGUGUGCUCCUGAUGGGUAUCGUUCAAUUGAAGAGCUGAUUGACACAACACUGAAUGAGCAUGUAGCCUACCAGUCAAAGCCACUUGAUCUGAGGAACCAGCGCAUUUACUGCGUCAAGGCCGGCGUCAACAGUUUGCUUGAUGUUGCGAGGCAAACCUAUAAAGAGGCUAAUGCAGACGCCACAGAGCUGAUUGAGAAAUUAGCAGAGAAUUGCGACAUGGUCUUGGACUUGAAGUACGACACAGCACGGCAAUACUACAUCUGUAUUCCUGCCACAGAACCAGGUCCACUACCAGAUAUUUUCAUCAACGUGUACCGCAAGCGAAACCGCAUCGAGUGCCAGACAUUGGAUUUGGUCAAACUCAACCAGAAGGUCACCGAUGCCCACAGUGAGGUGAUCAAUAUGAGCGACCAAACAAUCCAGGACCUGCUCCGAGACGUGUGCACCGAAGUAUCCGGACUUUUCCGAGUCAGUGAAGCAAUUGCAAUGCUAGACAUGCUUGGGGCAUUCGCUCAGCUAGCAACGAAUCACGAGUACAUCAGACCAGAGCUGACCGACACUCUCGCCAUCAAAGCGGGACGUCAUCCGAUCAGAGAAAAGAUUCAUAGCAGCAAGUUCAUCCCAAAUGACGCAUAUGCAACGCCGCAAACAAGAUUCCAGAUCAUCACAGGCUGCAACAUGAGCGGCAAGUCGACCUACAUCCGCUCACUAGCCCUGGUGACAGUCAUGGCACAGAUAGGAUGUUUCGUCCCAGCUCAGUACGCCUCCUUCCCAAUCUCUCACCAGCUCUUCGCCCGCGUCGCCACAUCAGACGAUCUAGACGCGAACGUCUCGACCUUCGCAGCAGAGAUGCGGGAAAUGGCAUUCAUCCUUCGUAAUAUCCAGCCACGCAGUAUGGUCAUCAUCGAUGAGCUAGGCCGCGGCACUAGCACAACCGACGGGCUCGCUAUCGCCAUCGCGCUAGCAGAAGCACUCAUCUCUAGUAAAGCCCUAGUCUGGUUUGUCACGCAUUUCCACGACCUGGCGCAGAUUCUCGCCGAGCGCAGCGGUGUGAUCAAUCUUCACUUAGCAGCAGACAUCGCCCCUGAUGCAUCCAAGAUGACCAUGCAAUACCGUAUUGCAGAGGGUCCUGUUCCCGAUCGCCGGUAUGGACUUGUCCUCGCCAAGCUCGCUGACCUUCCAUCUGGCGUCUUGGAUAAGGCGCGGUCUGUCUCAGAGGCAAUGGAUCAUCUGGCCAAGCGUAGGAACAGCUCAUCGCGUGCUGUUGCUAUUGCCCAGAAGCGGAAGUUGCUUUUGUCUCUACGUGAGCAGCUACUGAUUACCCGCGAUGGUACGAUGGAUAACGAUGUCCUCCGGGCUUUGUUGAUCAAACUGCAGGAUGACUUUGUGCUGCGCAUGACUGCCAUUAACAGAGAAAUGGAGUCAUUCCCCGGUGAUGAAAGUCAGACAGAGGCUCGUACUGAACGUCUUUCUCGUACACCUGAAACCCAAGCGUUGAACUCGAGUGAGCAAUACGAAGGAAUGGAAAACAAACGCGUGCCCGAGACCAUCGUGAUCGAAUCUGAUUUGGAUUCUGGGUCUGAGCAUGUCACCGACAAUGAUAGUGUAGUGUUGGUCGGAAUGACUUGA